This is a messenger RNA of Ixodes scapularis (black-legged tick), 1941 nucleotides long. RefSeq names its product glutamate--cysteine ligase catalytic subunit-like. Gene Ontology annotation, cellular component: glutamate-cysteine ligase complex. Gene Ontology annotation, molecular function: glutamate-cysteine ligase activity. Gene Ontology annotation, biological process: glutathione biosynthetic process. The transcript has a single exon. NCBI's taxonomy places the organism in Eukaryota, Metazoa, Arthropoda, Arachnida, Ixodida, Ixodidae. The coding region runs from base 1 to 1941 and encodes 646 amino acids. The record is from RefSeq and is a predicted model, not a curated record.
AUGGGUCUCCUCUCCAAAGGAACGCCUUUUACAUGGGAGGAGACCAAAGCGCGCAGCGAUUACGUGCGCCACCACGGCAUCGUGCAGUUUCUCAACCUGUACAGACAUGUCCGCCAUCGUCGAGACAUCUCUCUUCGCUGGGGCGAUGAGAUGGAGUACAUGCUCGUCCGUUUCGACCAUAAACAGCGCAAGGUUCAGCUACUCCUCAAGGCCGCCGAAAUCAUACGAACUCUCAACGAGAAGGAGCGGGAAAGCCCAGAAAGCUGCGCCUGUUCCUGGCACCCGGAGUUCUCCGCCUACGCCCUGGAAGCCGUGCCUCUGGAGCCCUACGGCUACCGCGUUGCAGACUACAACAUGGUGGAGCAGAACAUGCGAAGGAGGCGAGCCGAAGUGCGCGCCUUGCUCGACGUAGACGAGGAGAUAAUCUGCCUCACUACAUUCCCCAUGAUGGGCUGCAGGGAUUUCACAUAUCCAUCGUACAAGCCGUCAAGGUCUCCGAAUGGCAUGCAAUCGCUGUUUCUCCCGGACGAGAUGGUAUACCCCAAUCACCCGAGAUUUAUGACGAAUGCAAAGCACGUCAAACAACGACGCGGAAAGCGUGUCGUCAUCAACAUUCCAAUCUUCAAGGAUGAGAAAACUCCCAAUCCUUUCAUUGAAGACUUCAAGAAGCUCGGCGACGACGGAGAGGCGCAGAGAGGAGCCCUUCCCGAUCACAUCUACAUGGACGCGCACGGUUUCGGCAUGGGCAACUGCUGCGUGCAGGUUACCCUACAAGCCGCUGACAUCUUGGAAGCCAUGACUGUGUACGAUCAGCUUGCCAACAUGGCCCCGGUGAUGCUUGCUUUGGGAGCCAGCACCCCGGCGUUCAGAGGAUAUCUGGCGAACACCGACUGCAGAUUCAAUGCAAUUCGCAUGUGCAUCGACGACAGGACAGAAGAAGAGAUGGGCAACAAACCGGGCAAAAAGAACGCCCGCGUCAUCAGGAGGCCUCGUUUCGCCAGCAUUCCCUGCUUCCUUUCAGCGGUGAACCAGAAGCACAACGACGUUCCCGUUGAACACGACGAGAAGAUCUACAAGCAGCUCCUGGAGGGAGGCGUUGAAGAGCCGCUAGCAAAGCACUUCGCGCACAUUUUUCUUAGAGACACCCUUAUUCUGUACAAAGAACUCAUGUUCCAGAACGACGAAGUAGACAUCGACCAUUUUGAGAACCUUCAAUCAACUAGCUGGCACACGCUAAGGUUCAAACCGCCGUCACGGGACAGUGAGACGGGUUGGAAGAUCGAGUUCCGUCCCAUGGAGCUACAGCUGACCGAGUUCGAAAACGCAGCGUACAUAAUCUUCGUGGUGCUUUUGACAAGAAUUAUUCUCACGUACAACCUAGACAUGACUGUACCCAUUUCAAAGGUGGACGAAAACAUUGAAAUCGCGCAAAAAGUGGAUGCUGUUCUGAAUGAGAAGUUCUGGUUCCGCAAAGAUAUUCUCACACAUGGUUGUAGGCCGACAGCUAGUGGCGUCAAGGAAAGCGACGUUGCUGACGUGGUUAAGAUGUCAAUUGGUGAGAUUAUAAAUGGUAAAGAGGGGGAGUUUCCGGGCCUCAUUCCGUUGAUUCGAACCUUCCUGACGAGCGCCGAGGAGGUAAACAUUACCACUUACUGCUCGAUGCACCAGUACCUAGAGCUGAUCGGAAAACGGGCGUCAGGCGACCUUAUGACUACCGCUCACUGGAUGCGGCAGUUUGUCAGGUCCCAUCCUGAGUACAAGAAAGAUUCUAUAAUAACUGACACUAUCAACUACGACUUGAUUAUGCGUAUGUUCAAGCAUCAGCAUAACUUCUGGUCAAUUCCCGAGCUUCUUGGCAUGCCAUCAUCGAGAUCAAGUACCGAGACACCAGGUACACCUUCGUCCAUUCAGUCGCCUGGGUCGCCACCCCUGAGUCGCUGA